AUGCAGGAGUUGAUAGCUGGCCUGCAAACAAUGAGGUUUGAUUUUGAGAAUAUUCUGGAGCAACAAAGAGGGAUUCUGGAUUUGCCAUUUUCUGGCAUGGACAAAUCUGCUUCAGCAGUUUGCGAGUUUUUUAUUAAAGGUGAAUGCUUAAAAGAAAACUUGUGCCCCUUUCGUCAUAGCCACGGUGAAAAGUCUGUUGUGUGCAAACAUUGGCUCCGAGGCCUGUGCAAAAGAGGGGAUCAGUGUGAAUUUUUGCAUGAAUAUGACAUGACAAAAAUGCCACGGUGCUACUUCUAUACAAAAUAUGGGGAAUGCAGUAAGAAAGAGUGCUCUUUCCUGCACAUUGACGUGAAAAUGAAAACUCAAGACUGUCCAUGGUAUGAGCAGGGAUUCUGCAAAAAUGGCCCUCUGUGCAAAAAUAAACACACCAGGAAGGUAAUAUGUGUUAAUUAUCUCGCUGGGUUUUGCCCUGAAGGAACGGAAUGCAAAUUUUCACAGUAG
Hypanus sabinus (Atlantic stingray) is the source of this 501-nucleotide messenger RNA. RefSeq names its product cleavage and polyadenylation specificity factor subunit 4-like. NCBI's taxonomy places the organism in Eukaryota, Metazoa, Chordata, Chondrichthyes, Myliobatiformes, Dasyatidae. The record is from RefSeq and is a predicted model, not a curated record. The transcript has 5 exons. Gene Ontology annotation, molecular function: metal ion binding; RNA binding. Bases 1 to 501 code for a protein of 166 amino acids.